Selaginella moellendorffii is the source of this 3852-nucleotide messenger RNA. RefSeq lists its product as uncharacterized. NCBI's taxonomy places the organism in Eukaryota, Viridiplantae, Streptophyta, Lycopodiopsida, Selaginellales, Selaginellaceae. Gene Ontology annotation, biological process: signal transduction. Bases 147 to 3755 code for a protein of 1202 amino acids. The transcript is spliced from 12 exons. The record is from RefSeq and is a predicted model, not a curated record.
CUCCAAAAUAGGGGAGGAAUGGCGAUUUCUUAGGGCUUGGCGAGCGCGGGAUGUGAGGAGUGAUCCGGGGAGGCGCUGGAGUGGACGCGUGAGAGGCGCUCCGCUGCGAUCGUGAUUCUGCUGUGAUUUGAGAUCUUGUUCCGCCCAUGGCAGCUUCCAUGACCACUGAUACUGCGAACUUAACGGGUACUAUGAUGGAUAUCUCCAGCCCCGCCAUCGCGUUUGACAUCGAGGUGGCGGAGUCUCUUCGGGCGACGUUUUCAGUGCCAAAACGAGUGAGGAGGAGGCUGGAGCAAUCGCCAGAAGCUAAAAGCCUCGAGGAUAUUGAAGCCAAGCUCAAGGACGCUGACUUUAGAAGACAGCAAUUCCAUGAGUGGCUUGCAAACAAGGCCAGGCCAAAGCGUAAAUCCGACCAGACAAGCUCUCCUCUGCCAAAGGAGCUUGCUGAGCGCCUCGAGGCCAGGCUUUGUGCAGCAGAGCAAAAGAGGCUGGAGCUUUUAGCUCAAGAGCAGACACGACUUGCAAAGCUUCAUGAGCUGAGAAUGGCUGCAAAGACUGAAGCUCAGCUCCGUGCAGAGAGGGAAAGGGAGGAACUGGGGACGAAAGUUGAGUCGCGUGUUCAGCAAGCGGAAACAAACAGGAUGGCGCUUGUGGAAGCUGAGAAGCAACGGCGAGCUGCAGCUAACGAACGUAUUGCACAGUCAAUCGUGCAGCGAACUACUCUCGAAGAUCAAGAACGCGAGAAAGCUGAAGCUCUUCGUGUUGCCAUUUGCCAGAAAAUUGCGGCUGCAGAAGAAAAGCGGGCCUGCUUAUUGGAAGCAGAAAAGAAUCGGGCACAGGCGACUGUCACACAAGCCAGGAAAGUGGCAGAAGCGGUUUUACGGGAGAGGGAACUGGAGUUGAUGAACAAGAAGGAGAAACUUGAAGCUCGCCUUCUCAGGGCAAAGCGCCAGCGUGCAGAAUAUUUGCGACAAAAGGGAGGCUGUAGAGGAACGUGUCACAAUCAUGGGCACAAGAUGCAUAAGCAUGGGGAUCGGCUUUGUCGAAAGCUGACGAGGUGCUGGAGGCAAUUUCGGGUGUCAAUGAAAACAACUUAUGCACUGGCCCAAGAGUUUGCGGAAGCCGGUAUCAGCCAGCGUACUGUAACGUCUCUUCCGUUCGAACAGCUCGCCAGUCGGAUAACUUCUCCUGCGGCAUUGAGGAGUGUGAAAGCUCUUCUUGCCCGUAUCGAAAGCCGGCUCAUGCUCUCGGCUGCGACGGAAUCGUCGGAGGUGGCAAAGAUCGACGUGCUACUGAAGCGUCUCUCCCCGCCACAGCGUAAGACAGCCUCUUCCGGAUCUUCGAGGAUGAGCAAACGAAGCAGCGCUCAAGCUCUUGCCAAAGCUCCUGCCAAGGCUCCUGCCAAGGCUCCUGCAAAAGCAAAGGACAGCUCGAAGCAUGAGGACCAUCACGACCUUGAGAGAUAUCCAGCGCGUGUUUUCCUUUGUGCCUACAUGAUAUCCGGGCAUCCCGACGCAGUGUUCAGUGCGAGAGGGGACCGUGAAGCUGCACUGGCUGAGGCUGCUGCAAAGUUAUUGCCAGAGUUUGAAGCAUUGGUUUCAACUGUUAUAGACGGCCCGACUCCUUCCUCGCCUCCGCCUUCUCCAUGUCCGGAAUGGUACAUCGAUGGACAACACAAACCUUUCGCGGCUCAGCUGGCCUCCUUCGACACUGCAUGGCACUCGUACCUCUGCCGGUUUGUUGCAUGGAAGGUUAAAGACGCAGAGUUGCUCGAAGAGGACUUGAUUCGAGUUGCUUGCCAGCUUGAAGUGUCUAUGCUGCAAAAGUGCAAGAUCGUACCUGGGAAGGAUGCGUCGGAGCUGACACACGAUACUCAAGCCAUUCGCAAGCAGGUUCUUGAAGACCAAAGACUUUUGCGUGAAAGAAUCGUCCAUUUGACUGGUAACACCGGACUAGAGAAAAUGGAGGAAGCGCUUUCAGCCGUCCGCUCCAAGUUUUUGGAAGCAAAAGAGAAUGGUGUUCCAUUACCGUCACCUUUUGCGUAUUCGUCGCCAGAAGACCUGCGAACCGUCCCUGAGUCGCCGGAAUCAGAUGGACAGAAGGACGAGCGACCGAAAUCGAAAGCUGCACGCGCCCUCUUCACUGCAGCUCCAACCAACACUCCAAACAUGGAAGCAGUUCCAGAGGCUAUGAACCUCGAUCCUGCUGCUGAUCUCCACAACUCCGGGAUGACAAACGAGAGAAUUGUAAACGAAAUGAUGCACGAUGGCAACUGGACGAUCCCAGAUCAGAUGAACCCCUCUGGCAGUUUGUCGAAAAUGGAGGCUCAAAUUCGGACAACUAUGGAAAGAGCCUUUUGGGAUAGCAUCGAAGCCAAUCUCUUGAAGGAUACACCCGAUUAUCGGCAGGUUGUGAGCCUUGUAGGGGAAAUUCGGGAUGACCUCGAAAACAUAGUGCCUGAGGCAUGGAAGCAAGGGAUUCGCGAAAGCCUUGACCUGGAGCUUUUGUCACAGGUUCUAGAGUCGGGCAUCAAUGACUUCAGAUAUCUGAGAAAUCUGCUUGACUACACCCUUGAUAUAAUUCUGAGACUGGGUGCUCCAGCUCGUGACAUGGAAUCCAAGACUGCACAGCAGGCGCUUAUCGAGGAUUUGUCAAUGGCAACGACUGAUGCUGCAACGAAAGAAUCCUUUGGGAAAGCUGUCGUGAAGGGAAUGCGUUUUGUGUUCGAGCGCUUGCAGGUUUUAAAGCAGGACAUAAGCAACGUCAGGCUACAGUCCCUCGCGCAACUCAUCAGUGGAUCGACUGGACUUGACUAUCUACGAAAGGCAUUCGCCGAUCGUUAUGACUUAACCGCUUCAACAACAGACGAGCAGCUUUUUGAAAAGCUCUCCAAAACCGUUCGGUGGAUCCGCGCGACGCAGUCUUCGAUGGAGGCCCACAAGAGCGAAGUUGACUCGGCAUUAAACUCUUUCAAGUCGCUUUCAGCAAACUUACCGCCAGCAAGCGCUCCGCCCGCGUUUCCAAUGUGCACGGGUGGAAGAGUUGCUGUGACUGGAACGUCCAACUCUUCGAGGCAGAAAGCAGUUGCCUCAGGUGCCGAGGAACCGAAACUGGGAUGUGUAAGAUGGGGAAGCAACGAGGCCAUCAUUCGUCUCGGGCUCCUCUUCCUCGUCACAAGCUCCGAGGCUGCUACUGACAAGAAUGUACCAGAAACACUCUUACUCAACAUCAACAGGCUUCGAGACUGCCAGAAUGACUUCCAGCGUGUGGUGGUGAUGGCUACCGGGCUUCUACUUCUCCGGCAAGAGCUCAUGACGAAAGUCCAUGGGCCCGAGCUGGAGAGCAUCCUCGCGGACGCGUGCAAAGAACUGGAGAGCCUCCUCAACGAGCCCAUGGCGUUGGUGAGCCAGAUUGGAUCGUUCCUCGCCAGAGUUUGCGCCAAGUACUGCAGCGAGAGCUAUCCGGACGUGGAUGCGUGCGCGGCGUUCAUGGGCAGGGUGCUGGAGAGAUCUCUCUCGGCUGGCGACGCCGUGUUUGAGCGAGUGGUGGCGACCAUUCGAUCGAGCUUGAGGGCGAUGCUGGUGCUCGGGAGUGGCGGCGACGGCGCGGCGGUGGUGGAGUCGGGGCUCAAGAGGAUCGGCGGCGGCGUGUUCCUGGAGGAGAUCGCGGGCAUUGCGCGGAAGAUCGACAGGAUCUCGAGUGUCACGGUCCAAGUUCACGGGAGCUGGUACGGACGGGUGGUAAUGUUCAGCUGAAAGAGACGAUGCCGUACGGCGGGGUCUCCAAAUGUACAAACGAAAGAUUUUAGGGUACUAAGCUUAAAUAUUUGAAAGAGCGCGGGCUUAUAAUUUA